CCCGAAAAGACCUAAAUAAUUUUCUACGAAGUGAAUGUAUUGCACCAAAUCGAGCCAUGGAUACUGUAUUUCCAUGAAGCGACAGGGUGCAUUUUUUACGUUAAGUACAAGCAAUGGAUAGAUAUUUUCCUAUUUAAUUGAAAAUCUGAAAUGUAGCUGCAAUUUUAAAUGCAUUUUUAGCAUCUAAAGGCCGCCUAAUCGAGGCUUGAAAAAUUAAAGAUGGCAGCCAAAUCAGGAAUAUCCCUAAAUUACAUGGAAAAUGGAGAUAUUUCUUCAGCAGGUGUCUCCAAUUCCAAACAUAAUGAACUAAAGAAGAAGAUGGAAAAAUUGCAUCGAAGCUAUGUCAGAGGAAAAGAAUGGAAAGAGAGUAUGAGAGUUGUUCAGCAGAAUCUGUCAAGGGAUAAGAAAAUGAUGGUUGAAGAAAAAGAUGCCACUACAAUACGUUCAUGUUUAGACAGACUUCAAAGUUGUAUCAAAGUGGUCAGUCAGCAGACUCUGCUAGAGCGACUAGAGGCUUCCUCCAGACAAGUGGGCCUGUUGUUCACCCUGCCUGGGGCCUCAGAAAAGAGUGCCAUCAUCAGCAACGAAAUGUUCCGAAUUGAAAUCAUUUUUGAUCCCGGAGGCCUCGUUAAGGACGUUCGUGUCAGUCACCAGGGGGAGCCAGCAAGCUGUGAUGAAAUAUUAGAAGUUUUGAGGCAAGGAAACUUUGAGGAAUUUAUCGUUCACCUGAAAGGAUUACAGAAUAUUUAUAAUGUACCGGGAGAUAGGAAACAGAAAUCCAAAUUGUUUCUAGCUCUCCAAGCCUUGGAGACGGACCUGAAUGGUUUAGCCCAGUUACAGAGUUCCAUCAAAGGUGUAUCAAACUGCAUUCACAAAUCUCCUCUAGGAAUCCUACUGCCGAGGAAAGGAGGUUGCCCAAUGAAGCUUGUAUACUACGUAUCCCCUUAUGAUUUGUUGAACAAGAAGUCAAGAUCACCAUAUCCAAUGACUGUGGAAGCCAUAACAGAGAAUGGUUUAGGACAGAGUGUUACAGUGUGUAUGGAGCAGCAUCCUCACCGACGACUUCAGACAAUACCGUUAAUGUCUGUCAUACAACAAGACGGCAAAAGCUUGCCAUCUUUCCAAGCCUUAUCACAGGUCAACAGUACAUCUCUGCCGGCGUGUUUUACUCUGGUGUUAGCCAAACCGAUCCCUGUUGCCGUGUCCAUAAUCCAGGCCAUUCAGGAGGUCACAGAUAUUGACGUGAUAACAGAAGGAGGACCCGACUCCCUCCUGCAGCUGCUGCUCCCUCAGUCUGCCAGAUCCAAACCAGGCUCUGAGUUCUUUGUGACUCUGCCAGACCAACAGCAUGCGUACUAUCUGAUGGACAUUGGAGAGAGUUCUCUGGACCAGACUGCUAGAAUGGUCAGCAGGAUACCCUUUACGCACCCCACAAACGUGGCCAACAUCCUGAACCAGCUACGCCAACAGUUACUGUUCAACACAGUGAUCAGCAGUUGUAUACGACCUUACGCAAAACAAGAUUUGCUGUCCUCGGUAGUGUUUCAGCUAGUCUGCACCUCCUUACAGAAUUUCAGUGUCAUGUUUGAACACCCUCUUCAAGACACUAUGGUGACCGCUGAGAUUGACCUUAGUGACAUCACAGGGGUAAAGUUCAAGGUCAGUGUUGCUGAAGGAGAAGAGUUGCUAUCAGAUGACGCUGCUUCCAAAAUUUUCCAAAGGUGCUUGUCUAUCCCCGUGACUUUGAGGUCGGUUAUUCACAAAGUUUCGGAACAACUACGCAAAGAACCUUCACCCGAGCCUUCCCCAGUUUCCAUGGAGACGGAACAUUCCCCGUUUGUGAUGCCAGCAGAAGUCAACUUUGCCACACCUUUCCUGCCAUCACUGGACAACAAGACUCUGUCCAGUCCCGCAAACAUGGGAAUUCCCAAUGCCAAGAUUCCCCCAGGGUUUGGGGGAUUUCCGGUCCCUAAUAGUGCUGCUGUGGGGACAAUGUUACCCCCGCCCCCUGUUGGGGAAGAUUCUAAGAAAGUGGAUGCGGAUGUGCCGGGUAGUAAUCCGCUAUUAGUGACUUUAUUGGAUCAGGAUUCUCCUGAUCCCGACCCGCCCCCAGUCAACGAGAGCCCCAUGUUGUCUAAACUGUUGGAGGAUGCGCCUCUGCAUAACCAGGCCUCUGUGAAUAAUAACAAUAACAAUGUGGCAAACCUGGCCAGCAGUGUGCCCGUGCCACUUAAAAGUGGGCGAGGACGACCGUCAAAGAGAAAGUUGGCGGAAUCCCCUCGAGGGAAAAGUCCCAAGCACAGGUUAACAGACAGUGAUUUUCAGAGUCAAUCUUUCGAGUCGAUAAGCUCGUUUGAUUCGGAUUUUCAAAGCAUGGGGAUGGAUCCUUCACGUUCCCAUCAUUUUUCACUGUCGUCACCCAUUGAUCUAACCGAAGAUUCUGUGAAUCCUUUACGAAGAUUGGAGAAUACGUUAGACAGUAUUCAGUCGAAGACGUCCCAUCACCCCAGUGAUCCGUUGUCGGAUCUAUCGAGUGAGCUUGAUCCUAUGCAGGAUGUCAAUAUUUUUAAUCAAACGAAUUCUGUGCCAAAAAACAUGGCAAGGUCUACCUCUCUUGAGGGCAUCCUCAACAGGUCGGGAGAGGCGUCCAGGACAAAUGACCUACUUAAACCUCAUCUUCACCUUCAGAACAGCACCGAGACCCCAAAUCACCAGACACAGAAGACUUUGACGCGCCAGAAUUCAGUGGGGAGGGGAACUCCGUACCAGCAGCAGAUGUCGGUAGACUCGAACGACAGUUUCAAACUAGGCAGCAAUUUAUCUUUCUCUCGUUCAACCAGUUUCACGCAAGGAAACAUAAGUGACAGUGACACUGACCAGACGUCUCUGUAUUCCAGCAAGUCCUUUGACGUGUCGGAUUCGUUUAAUUUCAGUCCCGUGAGUAACUCUUCCGUGUCGCGCAUGGACGUCGGGGAGUCUUUGGAGAACAAGGUGGUACACAAAGAUCUGCGCUCUCUCUUGCUUGGUUCCCCCAACGAGAACAGUGUUCUACCCAGUAAGGAGCCGAAAAUUAAAAACGCCAAAGGGAAAAUGAGAAUGAAGCUUUCGGGAAUUAAGAAUUCCGAUUUGUUGGGAAUUAACAACAAGAAAUCUAGUGCUGAGGCUUACGACUUCAACAGUGAUGAAGAAGACUGCAAUGACUUGAGAAUGAUGUCAGCCUCUCCUGCUGGAUUACAUUUGUUUAACAAAUCAAAAAACGCCAAACACUUCUUGAAUAAGUAUGGAAAAAGUGACAAAUUGAAAAAGAAAGAAGCAAAAAACACGGAACCCGGAAAGAGGAAGCGAGACAAGAAAGAAAAGGAGCAUAAGAAAAGAAAACGGUUAGAAAAUAAUAGUAGGUCCACGUCGUGUGAAAUGUAUAGUGCUACACCUGUAGAGAGUGAAGACAAGACAUCAACAAAACUCAAGAUCAUUAAAUCUGUAGGACUUUCUAUGGAAAAUAGCCCCCGAUCUUCCCCCUCAAGCCGAGACAAGGGCGACGGAGGGAAAAAGUACGAAAGUAAAUCAAACGUAAAUAGUCAAAAAUCAGUGAAAAAUUCCCACAAGUCUUUGUCCAUGUCAAGUGUUAGUGUCAGUAAGGAAGACUCCAAAUUAAUGACAAAAACCCCCAAAAUCAAGCUAAAACCUAUUGCAAUACCCUCUACUUCUGCUGUUACCAGUGCUAAAACCCCCACCCCAACUUCCUCACCCACGCAGUGCAAGUCUGGAUCCUCCACUCCUACUUCCACAACUAUCGGAAGGAUCGGGGCCGUGUCCAUUCUAACCUCGGGAAAUUCUAAAACGGGAACGAUUACGCCCCCUCCUGGGAAAGUGACCACCCCAACUUCUUCAAAAACUCCACUCCCCUUGGGGGGUUCCUCUAAAACAUUUCCAAGCAAUAAAAAUGUUGCCUCCUCUUCAUCUACCUCACAAAAGGCUGCUACAGUGGAAAGAAAGCUCUCCCAAAGUGGUCGAUUGUCUUCUGGAAUUUCCAAAAGCUCAAACGGGAAAUACUCCAGCGAACGGAAAAAUGGAUCUCCCUCAUUGUCAGGGAGUAAGAGCAGUUUGAACUCUUCUAAGUCAUUGAACUCAUCUAGCAAGGGACAGUCAUCCUCUUCCUUUGGUAAGAAUUCCACUAAUCCACUUAACUCUGUUUUGUCAUUCUUGAAUCCCAAAGACAAAGGGCUGUCCAGCCUUCCACGCAUUCCCAAGAUCAGUUCUGCAUCUUCAUCCAAUUUGAACAGUACCAAAACAUCCGUUUCUAUGACCACCACUGCUGUCACCAUGACAACCACAGUGGCAACAAGUGUUGCUGGAUCUCCAAAAAUAACAACCGUGAACUCACACACUGGGACGAAAGUCAGUGUCUCUAACCAGUUCCAAGGAGGACUUAAAAACUCGCCCAAUUCACUUGGAACGCCAAAGACUCCAACAGGUGGGAACUUUUUAGCUAAUACCAAAAGUAAUGUGAAUUUGACUUCGGGCCCUAGGGGAGGUAUUUCUGGUGGAAAUUCACCCACUGUAAGAGGUAAUCAACUAGGAAACAGAUCUCCAAAUGUCAGUAAUUCUUCCAAUAAUAAAUCCCCCAGCAGUUCCGGCAAGUCUCCAUUAAGUCAAACAAGCAAGCCUGGAAGUGUGAGCCGGCAGAAUUCGAAUUCCAAUCCUCCUAGAACACCAGUUGGAGGUAAUACCUCACAUCCAUUAAAGACGCCUCCCAGUGCUAGCGGUAGUCCAAAUAUCAACAAGCUCAAUUCCAACAGUGUUAGUAACAGUACGAGUAAGGCCAUCCCACAGAGUAGUCCAUCUAACUACCCCACCAAACCUUCUACAGGACAAGGGUCGAGUGCUAUGGCUUCUUCCAAAAGUAGUAGUAGUCCAGCUGUGAGUCAGUCUUUAACAAGUAAGACAACGAACAGUUCGACCAAAGCUUCGGAAUCACCCAAGUCUGUAGUGACGGCUAGCAAAGUCACGAGUCCUAUAACUGUGAGCUUGGAAACACCACCAAAGACAACCGCUGGUUCUCUGGUGUCCCCCACUAUACCGUGUACCAAUUCCAAGAUCCGCCCCCGAAAAAGCUCCCUCUCAGCAGUGAUAGAUAAACUGACGAAUGCCAAAGUGCCUCAUGGAUUAGGAGGAGAGACAAGCAGGCAGAACUCUGUGGAUGAACCAGAACAAACCAAACAGAAAACAGAGAGUGCAUUGGAAAGUGUGGACAGAGCUAAUGGUAGUUCAGAUAAAAAUGGGUCCGACCCGAAAGCUGAUUCCAGUGAUAAAAAUGUUUCUGUUUCUGCCAAGGAUGUGUCAAGUGGAAUCGAUAAAAACAAGGAUUACAAAAUUGUGGAUAAUUCACGGAAUUUAUUCGCAUCGCUUCUAAAAAGUGCUUCAGAAAAUUUUUCUUCCAGACAUGAUAAGGACGACAAGGAAAAUGUGGCAAAGAAUGAAGUCAGCAAGAGUGUGGAUGUGAGUGAAGAGAAAGAAUCCAAAAUUAAAGAUUUAUCUAUGCAGACAAACAGUAAAAAAUCCCCCAAAGCAAGUCCAAAAGUGAAUGGUGAAACGACCACUGUGGAGAGUGUCCGUAAGGGGGAUGGUGAUGUGUUCAAAGUGCCGACACCCAAAAGCGUUGUGUCCAUCGACGAAAUUAAUUGCGAGGAUAUUGAGAACAUGUCUGUCCGACGAAAAGCGAGGAUAAGCACCACCAAGCCUGUUUUAAGCCCUGCUAGCUCGGGAGGAAGUCCGGAAAACUUGAUCAUCGAUUGUCAAUCUCCCCGUCAAAAUAUCAGCAAGAACAGCUCGCCCAAAUGUGUGGUGGACCUUAAUGAGGAAAACAAGAAAUUAUCGCCAGUGACGGUGGUUAAUUUCCGUCAGAAAACUCACACACCUUCUCCCAAACCAAAACCCUCCCCAAACCCCUCACCCAAGUCUAUACAACACAGCUCCCCUGCUGGUUCCAUAGAUUUAGACGACGAUUUGAUGAAUGAGGCCCUUAUGGGUUUUACGAGCUGAUAUAAUACUGUUAUGACGUGUAUUUUUGUGUUAACGAUUCAAUGUAGGGUGUUGCUCAAAUGACAUACUCAUGGCAACGUUGAAUGUUUUAAGAUUUUUUUUUUCUGUUAAGCAUCCUGCAUUAUGUUUACUCUACAGAGUCCUGCUUGCUUUGUUUUAGAUGAAUUUAUUUGUUAUUUAUUUACUUUUCUUUACGCACUUUUAGAAAUGUGUAAGUUACUUAGCUGAAUCUCUGUUGAUAGGGCCAAUCGUGCAACUCAAGAUCCACAGUACUAUAAAGGUUCUUUUCUUCCCAUUAUAAAAUUUCUGAAAUUUUUUGGACAAAAUUUUUUAAAAUCUUUGCAAGCUUUUCUGAAUUUAAUAAGAGAUCUCUGUUUUAAAAUGAUUAAGGUGAUGAUUAAUGUGUAUGCAGGGUUCAUAUCAAAAUUUUACUUGCUUCAGCUAUUGUCAAAUAUUGCAAACAGUGUAUAUGAAAAUAGUUUGAAUACUAUACAGGGUUAUUUUCGCCCCGCUUUAUUUUCGCCCUUUCACACUUAAAAACGUGUUUGCUCCGUUUUAAAUUCGCCCAGUCACAGUUUUCUGUAAGAAGUUAUACUGUGUACUUUGAAUUUCCCCUUUUUAAAUUCGCUCAUACAAGGUUAGGGGGAAAUGGGUGAAAAUAAAACAGGGGUUAAAAUUUCCCUGUGCACAGUAUUGUACUGGUUAUCCCAGAAGAUACUCUUUUAUCAAGCAAAAAGAAAAAAAAAUCCAGAGAAGUCUGUAAAUGGUGCUAACUUUAUCUAUUUAACAUAAAAAAGUUCCCUGAAUAAUUUUAAAUGAAAUUGAGUAAAUUAUGUGAUAAGCAUGAUGAGGAAAUGGUUUGAUUAAAAUGAAAAAGUUUAGAAAAUUUUUCUUUCAAGGAUAAAUGAAAAAGAAUUUUCUCAUGCCACCAAUGAAAAACUUUGAUUUUAGCUGGAUUGUAAAUUGAUGAUUUUUGGGGGGUCGAUUCUCCGUCUAAGGCAAUCAACAAUUUUUUUUUUUUUUGGUAAUUGAUAUUCAUGCAUUUUCCUCUGUUUUAUGUGACUUUUUCACAUGAUAUUAUCAUCAAUCCUUAGUUAUGGGUAAAACAAUAGGAACUGGGCAGGGAUAUCUAUUUAGUGCAUAUCAUUUUUAGAGUUUUUUUUUCUUUCAAAACUCGUAAAAUGCACAUUAGCUUUCUAUAAUCCUAAUUCUACCAAAGAUAAAGAUUAAAAACAAAUUUUCUAAGAAAAAACUGAUAAAUUUUACUCGCCUUUUCUUCUGUGUUUAUUAUAAGCAGUUCAUUAUUAAGGACAGAUGAUACAAACAAAUUUUUUCUUUGAAAAAGAUUAAACAUCAUGUCACAAGUUUAGAAAAGUGGAUGGUUCAUAGAAUUUUUUCUCCGAAGAACUGGAAUAUGAAAAAGACUCCGUAAAUAUUAGUAAUAUUUCAAUGAAAAAACAAAUAUAGACAAAUAACAUUCAAUAAAGGUUUACAGGUGAAAAUAAAUUUCAGAAUAUGUUAUCUUGGCGCUAAAAGUGUAUUAUAAACUUAAGAAAAAUAUGCCGAGCCAGGUGAUUUUUAUUAGGAAAAGCUAAAUGGUAUAAAUCAGCCUUUGUGAUAUUGCCAAUUUUUUGUCAUUUCGAUCUUCCUCUUAAAAUUCACCUGGCUUGGUAUAUUUUUCUUAAGUUUAUAUUACACUUUUAGCACCAGGAUAACAU
This is a messenger RNA of Saccostrea cuccullata (small rock oyster), 7760 nucleotides long. RefSeq names its product mediator of RNA polymerase II transcription subunit 1-like. Gene Ontology annotation, biological process: regulation of transcription by RNA polymerase II. The transcript is spliced from 17 exons. The record is from RefSeq and is a predicted model, not a curated record. Bases 220 to 6042 code for a protein of 1940 amino acids. Gene Ontology annotation, cellular component: mediator complex. Gene Ontology annotation, molecular function: transcription coregulator activity. NCBI's taxonomy places the organism in Eukaryota, Metazoa, Mollusca, Bivalvia, Ostreida, Ostreidae.